AUGGUCAAGGGGCUGCACACGCUCGGCCGCGGCGCGUUCGACCUCAGGCACGUCUUCCUCGGGUUCACCGUGUCGGACCGGCUCAUCACGGAUUUAAGUUUGCUGGAGGAGUACCCCCACCUCCAGACCAUCAACGUCUCCAAGAACCUCCUCACGGAUUUGAGAAGUUUAGAAAGGGUGCCGUACCUCACGAACCUGGACGCGUCGGACAACCAGCUCGCGGAGGUGCUGGAUCUCCAGUUCCCCGAGUGCGCGCCGGGGUCGGCCUGGUCCACGGGCGCGUCCCACGUGGGGUCCCAGCUCCGCGUCGCGGACCUCUCGCGGAACCGCGUCCGCGCGAUCAAGGACCAGUCGGGCCACCGCUACCUCGAGAAGCUCUACCUGGACGGCAACCGCAUCCGCACGAUCUCGGGCGUGUCCGGGCUCGCCUACCUGACGACCCUGUCGCUGAACGGGAACAAGAUCGGCAAGAUCGACGGGCUGGGGAGUCUGCCGCUCGUCGAUCUCUCGCUCGACGACAACUGCUUGCGGUUCCUCGAGAAUUUGGAGAAGCUCGUGCUCCUCCAGAAGCUGUCCGUGGCGAACAACGCCAUCGCGUCCCUCGACGGCUUGCAGAAGUGCGUCCAGCUCGGGAGCCUGGACGCGUCGGACAACGCGGUGGAGCGGGUGCGGGAAGUGGAAAGACUCGCGGACCUGCCGCUCUUCUCGUCCCUCUUCCUGCGGGGCAACCCCUGCGCGUCCCUGGACUUCUACAAGCGGCGCGUCAUCGUGCGCCUCCAGCGCCUCACGGCCUUGGACGACGAGCCCGUGACGUCGGAGGAGAAGAUCAAGUCCAUCAACAUCCACGGCGGCGACGAGAGCGACGUCGGCCACCGCAAGGAGAUGUACAAGAAGUACUUCGGCAGCGACGGCGCCUGGGAGAACACGCUGCCGCCCUUCGUCGAGACGGAGCCGAGCCCCGCGCAGGAGGCCGCCGUCGCGGGCCGCGUCGUCGACAAGCUCGUUCACCACGCGGUCUUCGACGCGGAGCUCGCGGCGAUCCACUCCUACGACCUCCCCGCGCCGCCGUCGCCCGCCGAGUAA
This is a messenger RNA of Aureococcus anophagefferens, 1083 nucleotides long. RefSeq lists its product as hypothetical. The record is from RefSeq and is a predicted model, not a curated record. NCBI's taxonomy places the organism in Eukaryota, Pelagophyceae, Pelagomonadales, Pelagomonadaceae. The coding region runs from base 1 to 1083 and encodes 360 amino acids. The transcript has a single exon. Gene Ontology annotation, molecular function: protein binding.